Messenger RNA from Oncorhynchus keta (chum salmon), 4298 nucleotides. Its product is annotated as semaphorin-6B-like. NCBI's taxonomy places the organism in Eukaryota, Metazoa, Chordata, Actinopteri, Salmoniformes, Salmonidae. Gene Ontology annotation, biological process: negative chemotaxis; positive regulation of cell migration; axon guidance. The record is from RefSeq and is a predicted model, not a curated record. The transcript has 17 exons. Bases 304 to 3015 code for a protein of 903 amino acids. Gene Ontology annotation, molecular function: chemorepellent activity; semaphorin receptor binding.
GUGGGGUGCUGUGUCGUUUUGCAAUGGGCCCCUGCCGUGAAUAUUUCUGUCUCGGUCUUGGUUUGGUAUUUUGAUGUAUUAUUGGCUAUGGAGACAUUCUGCGUUGGUGUUCUUCCUGAACCAAGUAUUGUCUAGGAAUAUAUAUAUAUAUGCAAUACAGCCUGUGAUAAGAGCUUGACCAGUGCCGACUCAAAUCAGGGAGAAGAGCCGUUGUCUCUCUCGGGCUGACAGUGCUGGAAAGACUGCACAACUGUGUGAAUUAAUUAAGACUGAAUCGAAAGACUGUGCCCGUGCUGUGCUGCCAUGACGACCAUGGCCCCUCCCCUCAUGUUUCUCCUCCUGCUCCUUCAAUUGGCUCACAGCUCUUUCCCAGAGGAGCCCGGUCCUCUAAGCUAUGCUCCCUUAGAGGUGGUGAGGAGGUAUCCUGUGUUUGUGGGUAGAGCUCAUCGUUCCUCACAGAGACAGGAGCUGCACAUUCACACAGUGCUCCAGGUGAAUCGCACACUCUACAUAGGAGCCAGAGAUGAUCUAUAUAGAGUGGAGCUGGACAAUAUGUCAGGGGACGAAAUAUUCUACAGCAAGAAGCGGACGUGGGAAUCCAAUAAGAAUGACAUUCGAGUCUGUAGGAUGAAGGGAAAACAUGAGGGGGAGUGUCGUAACUUCAUCAAGGUGUUAUUGAGCCAACAUGGAGAACUGUUUGUGUGUGGAACCAACGCCUUCAACCCUCUAUGUGCGAACUACACUAGGGACACUCUGGAGAUGGUAGGAGAGACGGUCAGUGGGAUGGCUCGAUGCCCUUAUGAUCCCAGACACGCUAACGUGGCUCUUUUUGCAGAGGGCAGUCUCUUCACUGGUACUGUAACAGACUUUCUGGCGAUUGAUGCUGUGAUCUAUCGUAGCCUAGGCGACAGCCCUGCUCUCCGCACCGUCAAACACGACUCCAAGUGGUUUAGAGAGCCCUUCUUUGUGAGCGCAGUCGAGUGGGGGCCUCAUAUUUACUUCUUCUUCAGGGAAAUGGCCAUGGAGUUCCAUCACCUGGAGAAGGUGAUGGUGUCUCGUGUGGCGAGGGUGUGUAAGGGGGACCAGGGUGGGUCUCAGAGGGUGUUGGAAAAACAGUGGACGUCAUUCCUGAAGGCCAGACUGAACUGCUCUGUCCCAGGAGACUCCCACUUCUACUUCAACCUGCUCCACGCCACCAGCCCCAUACUCAACAUGAACGGCAGGGACGUCAUACUGGGACUGUUCUCUACACCGCCCAACAGUAUCCCUGGGUCUGCAGUCUGUGUGUUUGACAUGCAGCAGUUGGCUAGGGUGUUUGAGGGAAGAUUCAAGGAGCAGAAAUCCCCAGAAUCCAUCUGGACACCUGUAUCUGAUGAGCUCGUGCCCAAACCCAGGCCGGGUGGCUGUGCGGUGCAGGGGUCUCAGUUCAGCUCGUCUAAAACUCUGCCAGAUGAGGUGUUGAACUUUGUGAAGACUCAUCCCCUGAUGGAUGAGACCAUACCCCUGGUGGGGCACAGACCCUGGGUUGUCAAGACUAUGGGCAGGUACCAGUUGACUGCCAUGGUGGUGGACACAGAAGCUGGUCCCCAUAGAAACCGUACAGUAUUGUUUCUGGGCUCCACGCGAGGGACUGUCCUCAAAUUCCUCAUUGUCCCGAGUGGAGACAACUCUCCCACACACAGCAGUGUGUUUCUGGAGGAGGUGGAGGGCUUCAACCCUGAGAAGUGUGGAGAGGACUCUGUCCAGGCCAGACAGUUGUUGUCUCUGUCCUUGGAUCGUGCCAGUCACACUCUACUGCUGGCCUUCCCUUCCUGUCUGGUCAGACUACCCACAGCACGCUGCCACUUACACUCACGCUGCAUGAAGAGCUGUCUCACUUCCAGAGAUCCCUACUGUGGCUGGACCAGAGGCAGCACCUGCUCCUUCCUCAGACCAGGCACACGGCUGCCUUUUCAGCAAGACAUUGAGUAUGGCAACUUCUCCCAUCUUGGAGACUGUGGUGGUGUCAUACAGCAGAGUCUGCUGGUCGAGCCGGAGAGUCUCGUCUCCCUCAACCUGCUGGUGGCGUCUGCAAUCUCGGCCUUCACCAUCGGGGCGAUGCUAUCAGGCUUGGCCGUCUGCUGGAUCAUGGCCCACAAGCCCAGCAACCGACGCCACGCUAGCAACUCCAGCCAGUCCAGCAUCCAGCGCCAGGAGAGGGGGAUGUUGACGUCAGGAGGAGGGAUGGGAGGAUCGGUCCUUAGUGUGACCCGUCAGGGAGGAGGGGAUAGACCUUGUUCUCAGGGCGGGGAGACCCUGUUUGUGAUGCCCAACGGUUGGGUGAAGUCAGGGGAGCUGGACCCAGGGUUCUUGCCCACGCCAGAGCACACGCCCCAGCAGAAGAGACGCGGGCUCAGGCUUUCCGAUUCUGGAUCAGGGGGGUGGGACAACAGCCAGACCUACCUGGGAGGGAGCACCAUGGGGCUGGCAUCCCCCUGCCCUCUCCCUUGCCCCCCACACCCCUCCACCGCUGUCUACCUGACCACCAGACUCUUCCAGGGUGGAGGAGGUGGGAGACAUGGGGGUGAGGAGCGAGGAAGAGAAGGGGAGACGCCUCGCCAGCACUACGUGUGCCUCAGCAAGCCCUGGGGGGAGAAGGGGAGGAGUGGGACCCCAAAGUCGGCACUUCGCAAGUCGGCAGGGGAGUACGUGUACCCCAUGACCCCCCAGGACUCCCCGAAUAGGAGGAGGGUGGUGUCAGCCCCCAGCGCCCACAUGGAGUUUGGGGAGCCCCUGCCUCUCCGCUGGCCUCCCCAGGAAGGCUACAUCCUCAGCAGCCAGGGCAUGGUCCCCGCAUCUCCAUCCUCCAUGCCGACCGCCAACGGCCAGCAGUAUGUGGCCCAGCACCACACCCCCGGGCCGGGCAGGGCUCAGCUGAGAGCGGAACUGGGGAGAGGAGAGAUGGGGGAGCUGGUGGAUCUCAGCCAGCUGCUGAGUAAGAAGAGUUCCAAUGAGAGGACUCACAACGGCCAGUGAAAAAGAGAGUGAAAAGCAGGGAAGGACCCCGGCCACUGCUUAAGAGCAUAUCAGUCUCUUUCUACAUCUCUCUCCUUUUCUCUGUUCUACCUUUUCUCUCCCUCCCUCUCUCUUUCUUUCUCUCUCUGUCUCUGUCCCUCAUUGUCAUUCAGUCCUCCUGAUAUCUCUAUAUCUCACUGGGGGACUCCUGAGGCUGUUCUAUCUGUGACUGGUUACUACUGCUGUCACUCAGAUCCUGCUUGGCUGUGAUUAGCCAGAGAAAAUGAGGUUGUUAUUGUGUCUGCCUAUCUACUCAAGCUGCUUAAAGAGGGGAGGAGGCGAGAAAGAGAGAAGGGAGAGCGAGAGAUAGGGAUUGAAAGAGAGGUGAGAAAGAAGGAAAGAGAGAGGGGAGGAGGCGAGAAAGAGAGAAAGGAGAGCGAGAGUGAGGGAUUGAAAGAGAGGUGAGAAAGAGGGAAAAAGAGAGGGGAAGGAAGAGUUUGCUAGACAGUGGAAUUCUUACAAAGAAAACAUGCUGAGAGAGAACCAUAAGCAGGAAGCUACAUGCAAAGAGAUCCAGAGACAGACACCUGCCUUACCUGUGCUUCAAACAGGCCAAAAAGGAAUACCAAACAACAUGGCCACUAUCAGGUGUCAGAAGACGAGACCAAGGAGACUUCAUUCCUACACAAUGCACUCUGUCCACCUUCCAGUACAGACUGAGUGGCACUCACACAUGAAUUAGAAAGAUAUCACUUUGAAGAAUCUUGCUGAAGGAGAAUGAAACAGACACUGUUCAGCCUCAGUGUGCAGAAAACACUGAGGUCAUUCUGACUCUGACUCUGAACGUGAAGAGAAUGCCUGAUGAAGAGUGUCGAAAGGAAGCGGCAAUAAAGAUUUAAUAGCCUGCCCUCCAGCAGCCUCCUGACACAAACACACACACACACACUGAGAGAGAGAGAUUUACAGCUCAGUUUUAAUAAGUCUGGUCAGGGGGCCAUAUAUUCCCAGUGUAUGUGAAGUGAGAGGGGCCGUACUGUACUGCUCCUAACCUGCCUCACUGGAACCAUGGGACUAUAACCCACUUUUACUGAGUUACGGGAAAGGAGGAGAGUCGGACUGGAAUGUCAGCACUAUUUCUGCCAACCAGGCGUUCUCUCUAAUGACGCCAUUUCAUCCAUCCAUCCACCCCUUCCACUCCAUGUUUUUUUUAAUGGCAAAUCAUUUUAGAGCCGAUGCGACGUGUGGAGAGAAGGAAAGAGAAUGAGGUUGGGCAGUCUGUGUGUGUGUGUGUGUGUGUGUGCGUG